UUUGCCUUCUGAAUGCCUUCCUGCUUCCAGUCCAAGGCUUCUCUCUGUGGAGCGGAAUGCCGUUGUACGCCUGAUUAAAGGUGCCCGAGGAGAUCACCUUUGAAAGGAAGCCCUGAGCGCCUGACAGGAUCCUUUUCAAUGCAUUAUGGCUCAUGCAGCCUCACAGUUAAAGAAAAACCGGGAUUUAGAAAUCAAUGCUGAAGAAGAGACCGAGAAGAAAAGGAAACACCGCAAACGGUCCCGGGAUCGGAAGAAAAAGUCUGAUGCCAAUGCAAGUUACUUAAGAGCAGCUCGAGCUGGACACCUAGAAAAGGCCCUUGACUACAUAAAAAAUGGAGUUGACAUCAACAUUUGCAACCAGAAUGGGUUGAAUGCACUCCAUCUUGCUUCCAAAGAAGGCCAUGUAGAAGUUGUUUCUGAACUGCUACAGAGAGAGGCCAAUGUGGAUGCAGCCACAAAGAAAGGAAACACAGCGCUGCACAUAGCAUCUUUGGCUGGACAAGCAGAAGUGGUCAAGGUCUUGGUUACCAACGGAGCCAAUGUCAAUGCACAAUCUCAGAAUGGCUUCACACCACUGUACAUGGCUGCCCAGGAAAACCACCUGGAAGUUGUCAAGUUUCUCCUUGACAACGGUGCCAGCCAGAGCCUGGCCACAGAGGACGGCUUCACGCCGCUGGCAGUGGCUUUGCAGCAAGGUCAUGACCAGGUAGUUUCGCUCCUGCUAGAAAAUGACACAAAAGGAAAGGUGCGUCUUCCGGCUCUUCACAUCGCCGCCCGAAAAGACGACACGAAAGCCGCUGCCCUGCUGCUGCAGAAUGACAACAACGCGGACGUGGAGUCGAAGAGUGGCUUCACCCCGCUCCACAUAGCUGCUCACUACGGAAAUAUCAAUGUAGCCACUUUGCUGCUGAACCGAGCGGCGGCUGUAGACUUCACUGCACGGCAUUCAGAUGCUCGGCCCUGCAUGUGGCGUGACUGCCAUGUGCAGCGUGCAUCGAAAAGAGGAAACGCAAAUAUGGUGAAACUACUGCUUGACCGAGGAGCUAAAAUUGAUGCCAAAACCAGGAAUGGACUGUCCCCACUGCACAUGGCCACGCAAGGCGACCACCUAAACUGCGUCCAGCUCCUGCUGCAGCACAACGUGCCUGUGGAUGAUGUCACCAAUGACUACCUGACGGCGCUACAUGUGGCCGCCCACUGUGGCCACUACAAAGUCGCCAAGGUCCUCUUGGACAAAAAGGCCAACCCCAAUGCCAAAGCCCUGAAUGGCUUCACCCCUCUUCAUAUCGCCUGCAAAAAGAAUCGAAUUAAAGUCAUGGAACUCCUUCUGAAACACGGUGCAUCCAUCCAAGCUGUAACCGAGUCGGGCCUUACCCCAAUCCAUGUUGCUGCCUUCAUGGGGCAUGUAAACAUCGUGUCACAACUAAUGCAUCACGGAGCUUCACCGAACACCACAAAUGUGAGAGGAGAAACAGCCCUGCACAUGGCGGCGCGCUCAGGCCAGGCAGAAGUCGUGCGGUAUCUGGUGCAAGACGGAGCUCAGGUAGAAGCUAAAGCUAAGGAUGACCAAACCCCACUCCACAUUUCAGCCCGAUUGGGGAAGGCAGAUAUAGUACAGCAGCUGUUGCAGCAGGGAGCGUCUCCAAAUGCAGCCACGACGUCUGGAUACACCCCGCUUCACCUCUCGGCCCGAGAGGGGCACGAGGAUGUCGCUGCAUUCCUUUUGGAUCACGGAGCAUCUUUAUCCAUAACAACAAAGAAAGGAUUUACUCCUCUUCACGUGGCAGCAAAGUAUGGAAAACUUGAAGUAGCCAAUCUCCUGCUACAGAAAAGCGCCUCUCCAGACGCUGCUGGGAAGAGCGGCCUAACUCCACUGCAUGUAGCUGCACAUUACGAUAAUCAGAAAGUGGCUCUUCUGCUUUUGGACCAAGGAGCCUCUCCUCACGCGGCUGCAAAGAAUGGCUAUACCCCACUGCACAUCGCUGCCAAAAAGAACCAGAUGGACAUAGCAACGACCCUGCUGGAGUAUGGUGCUGAUGCCAACGCAGUUACCCGGCAAGGAAUCGCCUCCGCCCACCUCGCCGCGCAGGAAGGGCACGUGGACAUGGUGUCGCUGCUCCUGGGCAGAAAUGCGAAUGUGAACCUGAGCAACAAGAGCGGCCUCACCCCGCUGCACCUGGCUGCUCAAGAAGACAGAGUGAAUGUGGCUGAAGUCCUGGUCAACCAAGGAGCACAUGUCGAUGCCCAGACGAAGAUGGGAUACACACCACUACACGUAGGCUGUCACUAUGGAAACAUCAAGAUUGUUAAUUUCCUGCUCCAGCAUUCUGCAAAAGUUAAUGCGAAAACAAAGAAUGGGUACACCCCCCUGCAUCAAGCAGCUCAGCAGGGACACACGCAUAUAAUAAACGUCUUGCUUCAAAACAAUGCCUCUCCCAACGAACUCACUGUGAAUGGGAACACUGCCCUUGGCAUUGCCCGGCGCCUUGGCUACAUCUCCGUAGUUGACACUCUGAAGGUAGUGACGGAAGAGACGGUGACCUCAACUGCUGUCACAGAGAAGCACAAAAUGAAUGUUCCGGAAACAAUGAAUGAAGUUCUUGAUAUGUCUGAUGAUGAAGUUCGUAAGGCCAACGCCCCUGAGGUGCUCAGUGAUGGCGAAUAUAUCUCAGAUGUUGAAGAAGGUGAAGAUGCAGUGACAGGGGACACAGACAAGUACCUGGGACCGCAGGACCUGAAGGAGCUGGGGGACGACUCCCUGCCUGCUGAGGGCUACGUGGGCUUCAGUCUGGGAGCUCGCUCUGCAAGCCUCCGCUCCUUCAGUUCGGAUAGGUCUUACACCUUGAACAGAAGCUCCUAUGCCCGGGACAGCAUGAUGAUAGAAGAGCUUCUCGUGCCAUCCAAAGAGCAGCACCUAACGUUCACAAGGGAACUGGAUUCAGAUUCUCUUAGACAUUAUAGCUGGGCUGCGGACACCCUGGACAAUGUGAACCUUGUCUCAAGCCCGGUUCAUUCUGGGUUUCUGGUCAGCUUCAUGGUGGAUGCAAGAGGCGGCUCCAUGCGGGGAAGCCGGCACCACGGGAUGAGGAUCAUCAUUCCCCCGCGCAAGUGUACGGCCCCCACCCGUAUCACCUGCCGCUUGGUAAAGAGACAUAAACUGGCCAACCCACCCCCCAUGGUGGAAGGAGAGGGAUUAGCCAGUAGGCUGGUAGAAAUGGGUCCUGCAGGGGCACAAUUUUUAGGCCCUGUCAUAGUGGAAAUCCCUCACUUUGGGUCCAUGAGAGGAAAAGAGAGAGAACUGAUCGUUCUUCGAAGUGAAAAUGGUGAAACAUGGAAGGAACAUCAAUUUGAUAGUAAAAACGAAGAUCUGACGGAGUUGCUUAAUGGCAUGGAUGAAGAGCUUGACAGCCCGGAAGAGCUCGGGAAAAAGCGGAUCUGCAGAAUCAUCACCAAGGAUUUCCCCCAGUACUUUGCAGUGGUUUCUCGGAUUAAGCAGGAAAGCAACCAGAUUGGGCCGGAAGGCGGGAUCCUGAGCAGCACCACCGUGCCCCUGGUGCAAGCAUCCUUCCCAGAGGGGGCGCUGACCAAGCGAAUUCGAGUGGGGCUCCAGGCCCAACCUGUUCCGGAGGAGAUCGUGAAAAAGAUCCUGGGAAACAAAGCAACCUUCAGCCCCAUCGUCACUGUGGAGCCCAGGAGGAGGAAAUUCCAUAAGCCAAUCACCAUGACCAUUCCCGUGCCCCCGCCCUCCGGAGAUGGUGUCGCCAACGGAUACCAGGGCGAUGCCACGCCCAACCUACGCCUGCUCUGCAGCAUCACAGGGGGCACUUCGCCUGCUCAAUGGGAGGACAUCACAGGAACGACGCCUUUGACGUUUAUAAAGGAUUGCGUCUCUUUCACAACCAAUGUUUCAGCCAGAUUUUGGCUAGCAGACUGCCAUCAAGUUUUGGAGACUGUCGGGUUAGCCACACAGCUGUACCGAGAGUUAAUAUGCGUCCCGUAUAUGGCCAAGUUUGUUGUGUUUGCCAAAAUGAAUGAUCCAGUGGAAUCUUCCCUGCGGUGUUUCUGCAUGACAGAUGACAAAGUUGACAAAACAUUAGAGCAACAAGAGAAUUUUGAGGAAGUUGCAAGAAGCAAAGAUAUCGAGGUUCUGGAAGGAAAGCCCAUUUAUGUCGAUUGUUAUGGAAACCUGGCCCCUCUUACCAAAGGAGGACAGCAACUGGUUUUUAACUUUUAUGCUUUUAAAGAAAAUAGACUGCCAUUUUCCAUCAAGAUUAGAGACACCAGCCAAGAGCCCUGUGGUCGUCUGUCUUUUCUGAAAGAACCAAAGACAACGAAAGGACUGCCUCAAACAGCUGUUUGCAACUUAAAUAUUACCCUGCCAGCACAUAAAAAGGAGACAGAGUCAGACCAAGAUGAUGAGACUGAGAAGGCAGAUAAACGACAGAGCUUUGCAUCUUUAGCUUUACGUAAGCGCUACAGCUACUUGGCUGAGCCUGCAAUGAUUGAACGGAGUGCAGGAGCAGCAAGAUCCCUCCCUACCACUUACUCGUACAAGCCAUUCUUUUCUACUCGACCCUACCAGUCCUGGACAACUGCUCCAAUUACAGUGCCCGGGCCGGCCAAGUCAGGCCUCACUUCCUUAUCAAGUUCUUCCUCUAAUACGCCAUCAGCUUCUCCGUUAAAAUCCAUAUGGUCUGUUUCGACUCCUUCUCCAAUCAAAUCCACGUUAGGCGCGUCAACCACAUCUUCAGUUAAAUCCAUUAGUGACGUGGCAUCUCCAAUUAGAUCUUUUCGGACAAUGUCUUCGCCGAUAAAAACAGUGGUGUCACAGUCUCCAUACAGCAUCCAAGCUGCCUCUGGUACCCUGGGGAGAGCUCCCACAGUCACGGAGACUGUGCCCCUUAAAGGGCUGGCGCCAAAUGCUACGUUUUCGUCUCGAACCUCUCCCGUGACGACAGCAGGGUCUCUUUUGGAGAGGUCAUCAAUUACCAUGACACCCCCUGCCUCCCCGAAAUCAAAUAUUAAUAUGUAUUCCUCAAGUUUGCCAUUUAAGUCAAUUAUUACAUCAGCAGCACCUCUAAUAUCUUCACCCUUAAAGGCAGUGGUGUCUCCAGCUAAAUCGGCAGUUGAUGUCAUUUCAUCAGCUAAAGUUACAACAGUAUCUUCCCUCUCAUCACCCUUGAAACAGAUCCCUGGACAGGCAGAGGUAGCCUUAGUCAAUGGCUCUAUUUCUCCUCUGAAAUACCCAUCAGCUUCAACUUUAAUUAAUGGGUGCAAAGCCACUGCCACAUUACAGGACAAAAUUUCUGCAGCUACAAACUCUGUGAGCUCUGUGGCCACCGCAGCCACUGACGCAGUUGCGAAGGUAUUUUCUACCACAACAGCGAUGCCAUUUUCCCCACUCAGGUCCUCUGUUUCUGCAGCACCGUCAGGUUUUCAGUCCCUGAGGACUCCUUCCGCAAGUGCACUCUACGCAUCCCUCGGGCCGUCACUUUCUGCAGCUACCUCAUCUGUAACUUCAUCCAUAAUCACAGUGCCAGUUUACUCUGUAGUCAAUGUUUUGCCAGAACCAGCAUUAAAGAAACUUCCAGACCCUAACUCACUCACAAAAUCAGCAGCUGCCUUGCUGUCACCCAUUAAAACAUUGACUAUGGAGACACGUCCACAGCCCCAUUUCAGUCGAACCCCAUCUCCUGUGAAGACAUCUUUAUUCCUCACACCCUCAGCCCUUAAGUUGUCCACGCCGUCCUCUUUAUCGUCCAGUCAGGAGAUCCUCAAAGAUGUGGCUGAGAUGAAGGAGGACCUGAUGCGGAUGACUGCAAUACUACAGACAGAUGUGCCUGAGGAGAAACCAUUCCAGCCUGAACUCCCCAGAGAGGGGAGAAUUGAUGAUGAAGAACCCUUCAAAAUUGUGGAGAAAGUAAAAGAAGACUUAGUGAAAGUGAGUGAAAUCCUUAAAAAGGAUGUAUGUGUAGAUAGCAAAGGCCCACCCAAGUCACCGAAGAGUGACAAAGGACCCUCUCCUGAAGACGACUGGAUAGAAUUCAGUUCCGAGGAAAUAAGGGAAGCCAGACAACACGCCGCAGCGAGCCAUUCUCCAUCCCUGCCAGAGAGAGUGCAGGUGAAGGCAAAGGCUGCCUCUGACAAGGAUUACAACUUGACCAAAGUCAUCGAUUACCUGACCAACGAUAUCGGGAGCAGUUCACUAACAAACUUAAAGUACAAGUUUGAGGAUGCAAAGAAGGAUGGUGAGGAGAGACAGAAAAGAAUUCUGAAACCAGCCAUGGCCCUGCAGGAGCACAAACUCAAAAUGCCGCCAGCCUCCGUGAGGCCUUCCACCUCUGAGAAGGAAUUAUGUAAAAUGGCUGACUCCUUUUUCGGAACAGAUACUAUUUUAGAGUCUCCAGAUGACUUUUCUCAACAUGACCAAGAUAAAAGUCCCUUGUCUGACAGUGGCUUUGAAACAAGAAGUGAAAAAACCCCUUCGGCCCCACAGAGUGCAGAGAGCACUGGUCCCAAACCACUUUUUCACGAAGUCCCCAUCCCCCCUGUCAUUACAGAAACAAGGACUGAAGUGGUCCAUGUGAUCAGGAGCUAUGAGCCCUCUUCUGGGGACGUUCCCCAGUCCCAACCAGAGGAGCCUGUGUCACCCAAACCUUCGCCAGCGUUUAUGGAACUAGAGCCAAAGCCCACCACCUCCAGUAUUAAAGAAAAAGUGAAAGCAUUUCAAAUGAAAGCCAAUAGUGAGGAAGAUGACCACAGCCGGGUUUUGAGCAAAGGCAUGCGUGUUAAGGAAGAGACGCAUAUCACCACGACUACCAGAACGGUUUACCACUCUCCACCCGGCAGUGACGGAGCCUCAGAAAGAAUUGAGGAAACCAUGUCCGUCCACGACAUCAUGAAGGCCUUUCAGUCCGGGCGGGACCCCUCCAAAGAACUGGCAGGUCUGUUUGAGCAUAAGUCGGCAGUGUCUCCAGAGGUCCACAAGUCUGCUGCUGAAGCAGCUGGCCAGCAAGCAGAGAAGGACAACACAAUGAAACCCAAACUGGAGCGCAUAAUAGAAGUCCACAUCGAAAAAGGUAACCAGGCUGAGCCCACUGAAGUCAUUAUUAGAGAAACCAAAACGCAUCCAGAAAAGGAAAUGUAUGUGUAUCAGAAAGACUUGUCCCGGGGAGAUAUUAACCUAAAAGAUUUUCUGCCAGAGAAACACGAUGCUUUUCCUUGUCCAGAGGAACAGGGUCAGCAAGAAGAAGAAGAGCUCACUGCGGAAGAGUCGUUGCCUUCGUACCUGGAGUCUUCCAGGGUAAACACUCCGGUGUCCCAAGAGGAAGACAGCCGCCCUAGCUCUGCGCAGCUCAUGUCCGAUGACUCUUACAAGACCCUGAAGCUUCUGAGUCAGCACUCCGUAGAGUACCAUGACGAUGAGUUGUCAGAACUAAGAGGGGAGUCUUACAGGUUUGCUGAGAAAAUGCUUCUGUCAGAAAAGCUAGAUGUGUCUCACUCUGACACUGAGGAAUCGGUUACAGACCAUACAGGACCCCCUAGCUCAGAGUUACAGGGGUCCGAUAAGCGGUCCAGAGAAAAAGUAGCCACUGCCCCCAAAAAAGAAAUUCUCUCCAAAAUCUAUAAAGAUGUAUCUGAAAAUGGUGUAGGUAAAGUGUCUAAAGAUGAGCAUUUUGAUAAAGUGACAGUGUUGCACUAUUCUGGCGAUGUUAGUAGUCCAAAACACGCCAUGUGGAUGCGCUUGACUGAGGACAGACUAGACAGAGGUAGAGAGAAGUUGAUAUAUGAAGAUAGGGUGGACAGGACCGUGAAGGAGGCCGAAGAAAAACUAACUGAAGUGUCACAGUUUUUUCGUGACAAAACCGAGAAGCUCAAUGAUGAACUGCAGUCCCCAGAGAAAAAGCCACGCCCUAAAAAUGGCAAAGAAUAUUCUUCUCAAAGCUCUACCAGUAGCAGCCCCGAGAAAGUACUAACAGAACUGUUGGCAUCCAAUGAAGAGUGGGUUAAGGCGAGGCAGCAAGGCUCUGAUGGACAAGGCCUCCCCCAGGCCGAGGACCGGGAAGCCUCCAGUGCGCCCAGCAGCCCGGAGCAAAGAGCCCUUGCCCAAGCAAGCCGGGAUGGCAAGUCCACCACGGAAGCCAAAGGCAGCGCCUCACAGAGCAAAGCACCAGAAGGGCCCCAGUCCGGAUUUCAGCUCAAACAAUCAAAACUCAGCUCCAUUAGAUUAAAAUUUGAACAAGGAACACAGGCAAAAAGUAAGGAUGCGACUCAAGAAGACAGAAAACCAGAUGGCCAAACUAGAAUCCCAGUUAAAAAGCCACAGGAGAGCAAGCUACCUGUCUAUCAAGUGCUGGCUAGAGAAAAACAGCAGAAGGCCGUCGGUCUCUCAGAGGAGAGCGUAUCUGUGCAGAAAGAUGUGACGGUAUUAAAAGCGAAAGAGGAGCACGCCCCGAGCGAUGAAGCUGCCGUAAAUGAUGCGGGCGCUGAUGACGUGAACAAGCAGAGGACUGAAAUGCCAAGUAAAGCAGGGCCCGACCCUCUCUCUGAGCAGCAGCCCAAUGGCUUGGCAUGCAGUGUAGCCCCAGAUUUAGCAACCAAGGGACCAUGGGACAAAAAGGUCUUUAGAACGUGGGAAAGUUCUGGAGCCACUAACAAUAAGUCACAGAAAGACAGACUUUCACAUGUGCUUGUUCAUGAUGUGAGAGAGAAUCACGUGGGUCACCCUGAAAGCAAAAGUGUUGACCAAAAGAGUGAAUUUGUAUCUGUGACUGAGAGAGAACACAAGGUGUUAACAAAUGGCUCUCUCUCAGAAAUUAAGGAAAUGACUGUAAAAUCUCCUUCCAAGAAGGUCUUGUACAGGGAGUAUGUUGUGAAAGACGGGGACCAUCCGGGGGGAGCUCUUGAGCAGCCCCCCAGGAGAAGCGAGAGCUCUGCAGUGUCGCAUAUUCCAGUCAGAGUUGCUGAGGAGAGGAGGGCACUGUCCUCCAGCAUUCCUGACGGUUUCUGUGAGCAGUCGACACUUGCAAAACAUGAACUAUCGCAAAAGCUGCCCCCAUCAAAUAUGAGCAAAGAGACAGUUGAGACACAGCACUCUAAUUCUGUAGAAGAUGAAAAGGUUACCUAUUCAGAGAUCAGCAAAGUUUCCAAACAGAGUUAUGUAGGCUUAUGCCCACCUCUUGAGGAGACUGAGACUUCCCCCACCAAAUCUCCUGACUCUUUAGAGUUUAGCCCAGGAAAGGAUUCUCCCUCUAGUGAUGUCUUUGACCACAGUCCCAUUGAUGCCUUGGAAAAACUUGCACCACUAGCCCAGACAGAGGGAGGGAAAGAGAUCAAAGCAUUACCUGUUUAUGUCAGUUUUGUACAAGUGGGGAAGCAAUAUGAAAAGGAGAUACAACAAGGAGGUGCGAAAAGGAUCAUAAGUCAGGAGUGUAAGACGGUCCAAGAGACGAGGGGGACCUUUUAUACCACUAGACAGCAGAAGCAGCCUCCUUCUCCCCAAGGUAGCCCAGAAGAUGACACUCUAGAGCAAGUAUCUUUUCUAGACAGCUCUGGGAAAAGCCCUUUAACCCCAGAAACACCCAGCUCAGAGGAAGUGAGUUAUGAAUUUACAUCUAAGACCCCAGACUCGCUCAUAGCUUAUAUACCAGGCAAGCCCAGCCCAAUUCCUGAGGUUUCAGAGGAGUCUGAGGAGGAGGAGCAGGCCAAGUCCACCUCCCUGCAGCCAGUCACAGUGGAGGAAACCACAGUUGAGCGGGAUAUGCCUUCCAGUGGGGGUAGAGAUGCUGUUCAAAGGCCCAAAAGUAACAGAGUCGCCUACAUCGAGUUUCCCCCUCCUCCCCCCUUGGACGCAGAGCACCUUGAGUCUGAAAAGAGGCACCGUUUUCUCCCCGAAAGGGAGGCAGAGCUGACUGAAGUCAGUCUGCAAGAUGAAUACGACAAGGGCCAGCUGGCUGAGCCGGUCAUCAGAGUGCAGCCGCCCUCCCCUGUGCCUCCAGGGGCAGAAGCCAGCGAGUCCAGUGAUGAAGAAUCUCUGUACCAACCAGCCCCUGUUAAAAAAUACACCUUCAAGUUAAAGGAAGUAGAUGAAGAACAGAGAGAAAUGUCAAAAUCCAAAGCUUCGGCCGAAAAGACUGCCAACCAGAAAGAACUGGAAAGUAAUGGCAAAGAUGCUGAGCUGGGCCUCGGCCUUGACUCGCCCCAGAACGAAAGUGCUCAGAAUGGAAACAAUGACCAGUCCAUCACAGAGUGCUCCAUUGCCACCACCGCGGACUUCUCUCACGACACGGAUGCCACAGAGGUUGACUCUCUGGAUGGCUAUGACCUGCAGGAUGAAGAUGUGCUGACAGAGAGUGACUCAAAACUCCCAAGCCAAGGCCUGGAAACGAAGCAAGACAUCUGGAACUCCGAGGGCAUCCUGAGACCGGCCGACCGCUCUUUUAGCCAAAGUAAACUGGAGGUCAUUGAGGAAGAGGAGAAAAUGGGCCCAGAAGAAGAGAAGCCAGCCUCUAAAAGUUCUUUGCCUGAAAGGCCUCCGGAUAAGACCGAUCAGAAGACAGGGGCCCAGUUUUUCACCCUAGAAGGCAGACAUCCCGACAGAUCGGUGUUUCCUGAUACUUAUUUCAGUUACAAAGUAGAUGAAGAAUUUGCCACUCCUUUUAAAACAGUAGCUACCAAAGGUCUAGAUUUUGACCCUUGGUCCAGUAGCCAAGGGGAUGAUGAAGUGUUUGAUGGUAAAUCACGGGAAGAUGAAACGAAGCCAUUUGGUCUGGCAGUGGAAGACCGUUCUCCAGCGACAACCCCUGACACCACGCCGGCCAGAACACCAACUGAUGAAAGUACCCCGACUAGUGAGCCUAACCCCUUCCCAUUUCAUGAAGGAAAAAUGUUUGAGAUGACUCGCAGUGGUGCAAUUGACAUGAGCAAGAGGGAUUUUGUUGAAGAAAGGCUCCAAUUUUUCCAGAUUGGUGAGCAUACUUCUGAAGGGAAGUCAGGGGACCAGGGGGAAGGGGAUAACAGCAUGGUCACUGCCACUCCACAGCCACAGUCAGGGGACACCACUGUAGAGACCAAUCUAGAGAGAAGCGUAGAGGCACCUACAGUUGAACCUAAGCCCAGCAGCCCGACCAGCCGAGAGUGUCAGGAAGGCGCAUCCGGUAGUGGCUCUCUGGACAAAGCAGCAGCGGCCACUAACACCUCUAAAGUUGACCCCAAGUCACGCACGCCUAUAAAAAUGGGAAUUUCUGCAUCCACUAUGACCAUGAAGAAAGAAGGUUCUGGCGAAGGAGCAGAUAAGCUAGAAGCUGGGACGCCCAGUUGUCAGGGAGUAGAAAAUGAAACUUCACCAGUGAUUUCCAACACAGCCGAUAGCCACACGGGCACUAGUCCCCGAGAAAAACACGAUUUCCAAAAAGAUAACUUUAAUAACAACAACAAUCUGGAUGCUUCCACUAUGCAGACAGAUAUCAGUAAUAUAGUUCUGACAGAACAUCCUGUACCCACUUGUACCACAGAGAAGGCUAACCCAGUGAAAAGCUCAUCAGGAAAAAGGACAGGGGUACUACAAGGACACUGCACCAGAGAUAAGCAGCCAGCUCUGGGCGAGCUGCACAAGACAAAGGAAUCGAUAGGGCUUAGGCGGAAAUCCAAGCUGCCCAUAAAAGCCACCUCACCAAAAGAUAUCUCCCCUCCAAGCCAUAGGUCAAACAUUAAAGCAAGUAAAGCGAAGCAGGUUAGUCCAUCUGAGAAAGCCAGACCCCUUACUAGCUCCUCAUGUGUAGACACGAAGUCCAGAAUUCCAGUGAAAAACACACACAGGGAGAACCUAGCUUCAGUUAGAAAAGCAUGUGCCGUACAAAGGCAAGCACAGCCUGAGCAGGGCAGGGCCAGACAGCUUCCAUCCAAAUUGCCAGUAAAGGUAAGAUCCACUUGUGUUACUGCUACCACCACCACUACCACCGCCACGGCCACCACCACUGCCACCACCACCACCACCACUAUCACCACCACCACCACAGCCAAAGUCAGGAAAAGUCAGCUUAAGGAAGUAUGUAAACAUUCCAUUGAAUAUUUUAAGGGAAUUAGUGGUGAGACCUUAAAGCUUGUGGACCGCCUCUCUGAAGAAGACAAAAAGAUGCAGUCGGAGUUGUCUGAUGAGGAAGAGAGUACCUCAAGAAACACGUCGUUGUCCGAGACUUCCCGGGGUGGCCAGCCUUCAGUUACCACGAAGUCUGCUAGAGAUAAGAAAACAGAGGCAGCGGCUUUAAAAUCAAAGAGUGAAAAGGCCGGCAGUGAGAGAAGGAGCAGUAGGCGGACUGGUCCUCAGAGUCCAUGUGAACGGACAGAUAUCAGGAUGGCAAUAGUGGCUGACCACCUGGGACUUAGCUGGACAGAAUUGGCAAGGGAACUGAAUUUUUCAGUGGAUGAAAUCAAUCAAAUACGCGUGGAAAAUCCCAAUUCCUUAAUUUCUCAAAGCUUCAUGUUAUUAAAAAAAUGGGUUACCAGAGACGGGAAAAAUGCGACAACUGAUGCCUUAACUUCGGUCUUGACAAAAAUUAAUCGGAUAGAUAUAGUGACUCUGCUAGAAGGACCAAUAUUUGAUUAUGGAAAUAUUUCAGGCACCAGGAGUUUUGCAGAUGAAAACAAUGUUUUCCAUGACCCUGUUGAUGGUUGGCAGAACGAGACGUCCAGUGGAAACACAGACUCGCCCGCGCAAGCUCGAAGGCUGACUGGCGCGCUGCUGGACCGGCUGGGAGACAGCCCCGAGCAGUGUAGAGAUUCUAUUACCUCAUAUCUCAAAGGAGAAGCUGGAAAAUUUGAAGCAAAUGGCAGCCAUGCCGAAGCCACUCCCGAAACAAAGGCGAAAUCUCACUUUCCAGAACCCCAGAGUGACGCAGGAAGGCAGAGUGCUAAGGAAACUCCGAAACCAAAAACACACGGACCUGGCCGUCUGGAGGAGCCACCAUCGCCACUAGCAGCGUAUCAGAAAUCUCUGGAAGAAACCAGCAAGCUUGUCACAGCAGAGCCUAAACCCUGCGUGCCUGUCAGCAUGAAAAAGAUGAGCAGGACUUCUGCUGCUGACGGCAAGCCACGGUUUAACCUUCACGAAGAGGAGGGUUCCAGUGGGUCAGAGCCAAAGGUCAAAAGUCCGGGUGCUGCUCUCACACGGAUGACGGCCUGCUGCUACAAGGACUUGAAAGACAGUGAGAAUGAUUCAAGCUCAGAGGAGGAACGGAGAGUCACUACCCGAGUUGUUCGCCGGCGUUUGAUUAUAAAGGGAGAGGAAGCAAAAAACAUCCCCGGUGAAUCUGUCACAGAAGAGCAGUUUACUGAUGAAGAAGGAAACCUCAUCACCAGAAAAAUCACUCGGAAAGUAAUAAGGCGAAUUAUCCCGCAAGAGAGGAGACGGGAUGAAGUGCAGGGAGAAGCUUACAAGAUGAAGCCGAAGAAGGAAAUCCGGCAUGUGGAAAAGAAGAGCCACGCAUAACGGAACGGAUCAUGUAUUUUUACUGCCAGUAUUGAGAAAUUCAUGAAAGAAAUAUCAACAGGAAGGAAAGAAGUCACGGAGAAGGGUGUGUGUGCUUGCUGCUUCCACACAUUAAUGGCAUGAUUUUUUUAUGCAAAAAGAAAAAAAAGAGAAGAAAAUCACUCCCUUUUUUAUUUAGCAUGAGCCACCUUCCAGAGCAUGGAACUCACGCUCCCUUCCAGGACUAGCGCGUGUGCAGUUAGCAACACAGUGUACAUACAGGAAGCCACGCUCUUAGCCAUUUAGCUCGAGUAACUUGGUGUCACUUUCAAAGGAAAUUCCUGCCGCCAGAAGGGACAGAAGGAGAUGACAUGGUCAAAUCUCGAAGAAACACUAAAAUUACUAAAUCCACAACAGCUCGCCUUAUUUUUCUUGGACCCAAACUGUCAGGGUAUAAACACUAUUUGUUUCUUUUUUAAAACAUCGGUAGUUUUGCUGUAAAUAGUAACACUGUAUAAAUUCUAACAGAAAAAAAUAGAAUAAAUGCUGGUAAGGCACUGCCUCUUAGAACACAAACACAAUACUGCAGAUGCAUUUAGCAUAAUAGGGGUCUCAAGAGAUGCCCCUAGAAGAGGGGCGAGGUCCUGGGCAGGGUCGCCCCCCUGACUCUUGUACAUUAGCAACUAUAAUGUUUGUAUAUGCAAAACAGCUAGCUUGAUUUUAAAAAAAAAAAAUCUUUAAAAUCUGCUGCAAAUUUAAUUCCCAAAAUGAGGAAUUCUGUAGUUGUGUGAAAAUUUUUUCUUCAGAAUACUAAUAUUUUGAUGCAUGUGUAUCACCUUAUUUUGAUUAAAUCUUUUCCAAUUUUGCAAACACUACAGUAUACUGCAACACAGAAGAUUUUAUCUGUAAACACAAAGCCCUUCAUUACUAUUUGUUGCUAUUGCCAAUUUUUCAAUGAAAUGACUUAAAAAUGCAAAAAAAAAAAAGACCUAUACAGUAGUUGCUUUAGGGGUGGGGGGAUGCUGUUAGUGCUUAAAAGGGGGUAAUGCUUGCCGCUGUGGAGACGGACCGUGCUCCAGCAGGGGCCCCAGCCGGGGUAUUUAAGACGGACUGAACAGAAACCUUAGCUAGUAGAAUGGCAGCACGCUGUAGACUUCUUACUGUAUCGUGUACUGGCUCUCAGAUAUAGACACCUAUCCGUAAGCCAAUCAUUUGUAACCAUCCGAGCAGUGUCAUGUUAGGUUAAUAAGGCUGCUGUGUUUUAAAGGGCAUUUUUAUUUGGGGUUUGGUGGAAUUCUUUAAUUUGUUGAUUAUAUUCACAUAAAAAUCAGCAUUCAUCGACACAGAGCUCUAGUGAUGUAUGUAUGAAAAACCAGACACUGGAUGACCUAGUCAAUUAUUUAAGCAUAAAAUAAAUUGUGUUAAACUCUUCA
Octodon degus (degu) is the source of this 14898-nucleotide messenger RNA. It is a transcript of the gene Ank3, whose product is annotated as ankyrin 3. The coding region runs from base 146 to 13486 and encodes 4446 amino acids. The record is from RefSeq and is a predicted model, not a curated record. Gene Ontology annotation, molecular function: protein binding. Lineage: Eukaryota; Metazoa; Chordata; Mammalia; Rodentia; Octodontidae. The transcript has 48 exons. Gene Ontology annotation, biological process: signal transduction.